AUGCUGGCGGACCUGACCGCUAGAUUUCUUGUUUUGCUGCAGGAGCGGGUGGUGCAGGUCUCACGCGUCACUAAGGUGGUCAAGGGAGGAAAGUCCAUGAGCUUCAGGGCGGUGGUGGUUGUGGGAAAUGAGAAGGGCACAGUGGGAGUGGGCACAGCCACAGCCAAGGAGGUGAUCGAUGCAGUGCAGAAGGCGGUGGUGGACGCGAAGAAGCACUUCAUCACAGUGCCGCUGACUCGUAGCCAGUCCUUCCCCCACCGUUUUGACGGCAUCUUUGGAGCCGCCAAGGUCAUGCUGCGGCCCGCAUCGGAGGGAACCGGUGUUAUUGCAGGCGGCGCGGUGCGCGUCGUGCUGGAGCUGGCGGGCAUCAAGAAUGGCUUUGGCAAGCAGCUGGGCAGCGGCAAUCCCUUGAACAACGCCCGCGCGACGAUCGAGGGCCUCAGAGCGCAGCGCACUCUGCAGAUGGUUGCCGACGAACGCGGCCUCUCCAUCGCCGACCUCAUGGGCUACACGCUCGGUGAGUCAUCUUUCAUUGCUCAUAGGUCAGUCAUUGGGUGA
Messenger RNA from Coccomyxa subellipsoidea C-169, 558 nucleotides. RefSeq names its product plastid ribosomal protein S5A small ribosomal subunit. The coding region runs from base 1 to 558 and encodes 185 amino acids. Lineage: Eukaryota; Viridiplantae; Chlorophyta; Trebouxiophyceae; Coccomyxaceae. Gene Ontology annotation, biological process: translation. The record is from RefSeq and is a predicted model, not a curated record. The transcript is spliced from 3 exons. Gene Ontology annotation, cellular component: ribosome; small ribosomal subunit. Gene Ontology annotation, molecular function: RNA binding; structural constituent of ribosome.